ACAAAUCCAUUUUUCGCGCUCACCCUUCUUCUCUCAACUUCUCUCCCACUAUCUUCCUCUCAAAAUGUUGCAACAACCGCAACCACCACCUCUCCCCGCCGUUAGGGCACGUUGCGCCGGUUGCCGGACAUACUUUCACGCGGCGCAAGGUGUGACGGAGCUACCAUGUCCUAACUGUCAAAUGCCACACGUUUUCUCACUCGAUCCGGCCGCUAUUCGCUGUCCUGCUUGUAAGGCUCUCGUUAACUGUCCUAGUAAACUCGCGAAGUUCCCUUGUCCUCAGUGUCGCGUUGAACUUGAUGUUCAUGUUGAUGGUGAAGACGUCAAUGAGCUGCUUAAUGAGGUGGAGCAGGACGAAGAUGAUGGUGGUAUGGCUGGAGAAACAUUUACAGAUUAUCGGCCAGCAAAGCUAUCUAUCGGACCUCUACAUCCAGAUCCGAUUGUGGAAACAUCUUCAUUGUCUGCAGUGCAGCCACCUGAGCCUACUUAUGAUCCAAAGAUUAAGGAUGAGUUGCAAUGUUUGAAGACUUUGUCAUGCUUGCAGAUUGAAACUUUGGUCUAUGCUUGUCAGAGACACCUUCAACACAUUCAAGAUGGUGCUAGGGCAGGAUUCUUUAUCGGAGAUGGAGCGGGUGUAGGUAAAGGUCGAACAGUUGCUGGGCUAAUCUGGGAGAACUGGCACCAUGGGAGGAAGAAAGCCUUGUGGAUUUCUGUUGGUUCAGACUUGAAGUUUGAUGCCAGAAGAGAUUUGGAUGAUAUGGGUGCAAGUUGCAUUGAAGUGCAUGCUUUGAACAAGCUGCCUUAUACCAAGCUUGACACGAAGACUGUUGGAGUUAGGGAGGGAGUUAUUUUCUUGACAUACAGUAGCCUCAUAGCAUCAUCUGACAAAGGGCGUACCCGUAUGCAGCAGCUUGUGCAGUGGUGUGGAUCUAAGUUUGACGGUCUUAUAAUUUUUGAUGAGUGUCAUAAAGCAAAGAAUUUGGUUCCUGAAAAGGGUAAGAAGUCAACAAGAACCGGUGAAGCAGUACUUGAUAUCCAGGCUCAACUACCUGAAGCUCGUGUUGUUUAUUGCUCAGCUACUGGUGCAUCUGAACCUCGCAAUAUGGCUUAUAUGGUUCGACUUGGCCUUUGGGGAGUUGGCACUUUUUUCAGUGAUUUUGGUGAAUUUCAUGAUGCGCUUGAAAAAGGAGGUGUCGGAGCUCUAGAGCUAGUUGCAAUGGACAUGAAAGCAAGGGGCAUGUAUUUAUGCCGUACGCUUAGCUACAAGGGUGCUGAGUUUGAAGUUAUUGAAGCAACAUUAGACGAUAAAAUGACGAAUGCGUAUAAAACGGCUACAGAAGUUUGGGUGGAUUUGCGUCAGAAAUUGCUUUCUACCAUUUCCCUCCUACCUGAGAAACCUAAUACUAGACUACUAUGGAGAUUAUACUGGGCAACCCACCAGCGCUUCUUUAGACAUUUGUGUAUGUCUGCUAAAGUCCCAACUGCAGUGAGACUGGUGAAGCAAGCAUUAAGAGAAGACAAGUGUGUAGUGAUAGGUCUGCAGAGUACUGGUGAAGCAAGGACGGAGGAAGCUGUUUCAAAAUACGGUUCUGAACUUGAUGACUUUAUUUCUGGACCUCGUGAGUUAAUGCUAAAAUUUGUUGAAGAUUAUUACCCUUUGCCAAAAAAGCCUGAACUUCUCCCAGAUGAUGGUGUAAAGGAGCUUCAAAGGAAGAGGCACUUGGCAAGUCCUGAUGUUUCAGGAAAAUCUAGAGCCAGAAAAGUAGCCAAGUUGCUGCAUCCUAGUGAUGCUGACAGUGAUGAAGAAUCUGAAACUGCCUCUGUUCCUGAAUCUUCUGAUUCUGAUUACGGACCAGAAGGGGAUGAAAGUGAUGCAGCUGCCUCUGAUGUUGAAUCUUCCGACUCUGAUUAUGACGAGUUUCAGAAAUGUGAAAUUUGCAGUACUGAAGAGGAAAGGGAAAACUUGUUGCAGUGUUCUUGCUGUGGAAAAUACGCUCAUCAAUCAUGCUUGGUGCCCCCAAUUCGCGAUAUUAUUCUUAAGGAAUGGGCAUGUAAUUUGUGCAAGAAUAAAACUGUUGAAUAUCUGCCUCCUGGAACAAACAUAAUUGAACAGCAAAAGAGUUAUGAUAUAGCCGUAGAUGACAAGAAGAAAAUAUUAGAGAUGAUUCGUGCUUUGGAUCUUCCAAACAAUCCCUUGGAUGAUGUUAUUGACCAGUUAGGAGGCCAUGAAAAAGUUGCCGAAAUUACAGGAAGGAAAGGAAUGCUUGUGAGGGCCCCUAGUGGAAUGGGUGUGGUUUAUCAGACUCGAAAUACAAAAGAUGUCACUGCUGAGAUGGUCAACAUGAAUGAAAAAAUGCUCUUCAUGGAAGGUAAGAAGUUAGUGGCUAUCAUCUCUGAAGCUGGAUCAGCUGGCGUUUCGUUGCAGGCAGACAGAAGAGCGAGAAAUCAGAAAAGAAGGGUUCAUUUAACUCUAGAACUUCCAUGGAGUGCCGACCGAGCAAUUCAGCAGUUUGGAAGAACUCAUAGAUCAAAUCAAGUCUCAGCACCAGAAUACAGGUUACUAUUUACCAACCUUGGUGGAGAACGCCGGUUUGCAUCAGCUGUUGCCAAGAGACUAGAAUCCCUUGGAGCUUUGACUCAAGGGGAUCGUAGGGCUGGACCUUCAUUAAGUGCAUAUAAUUAUGAUAGUGCUUAUGGGAAGCGGGCUCUGAUGGUUUUGUAUAGAGGAAUAAUGGAGCUGGAUCCUCUUCCCGUUGUACCUCCAGGAUGCUUAUCUGACAGACCAGAUACAAUCAAAGGUUUUAUUAUGCAGGCAAAAGCUGCUAUUGCUUCUGUUGGAAUUUUUAAGGACGCCAGUCAUGGAGAUGAUAUAGAUCCUAGAUGGCUAUCUUGCCACAUUGAUGAUAAAGACAUACAUGAUAUUGGGCGAUUUCUCAACCGGAUUUUGGGAAUAGCUCCUGAGACUCAGAAUAGGCUAUUUGAGUUAUUUGUGAAUAUCUUGGAUCUUCUUGUUCAAAAAGCUCGGAUUGAAGGUAACCUUGACACAGGCAUUAUUGACUUGAAAGCUAAUAUCAUUAAACUGAAAGGGACUCCAAAAAAUGUCUAUGUUGAUCAAAUGAGUGGGGCUUCAACUAUUCUGUACACAUUCAUCUUGGAUCGUGGGGUUUCAUGGGAGUUGGCAAAUACCAUGCUGAAUGAGACACAAAAAGCUGGAUUUGGCUCAUCUGGUGAUGGCUUCUACAAGUCCAAGAGGGAGUGGUUGGGAAAACGUCAUGUAAUUUUAGCAUUUCAAAGUUCUGCUCCGGCUAUGUAUAAGAUAGUUCGUCCAACUACCGGAGAAUCGCCUCGGGAUAUGCAUCUGGCAGAAUUAACUAGAAAAUAUUCAAAAGUUUCAUCUUUAGAGGCGGCCAAAAUUGGUUGGGAGGACGACUAUGAAGCUUCAUCUAAACGGUGCAUGCAUGGUCCCAAGUGUAAACUUGGUAAAUUCUGUUCAGUUGGCUCAAGACUACAAGAAGUAAAUGUCUUAGGUGGUGUCAUUCUUCCUGUUUGGGGAAAAAUACAAAUGGCUCUUUCUAAGCAGGUCCGACAAAUUCAUAAGAGGUUACGCAUUGUUCGUGUUGAAACUACAUCAGAUAACAGACAUAUAGUUGGGCUUCUUGUACCUAAUGCAGCAGUUGAUACUGUGCUUGAAGGUUUACAUUGGCCUAUAGAACUGGAUGAUUGACCUGAGACACCGGACGUCUCUCUUUUUUGAAGAUCACUAGCAGUUUUUGUUUUAGGUAAAGGCUUAAGCUUGUUACUGAAUUUUGCGGAAAGGAAAGUUCAUAUCUCACUGAGAUACCACACAGUUGUUCAAUCUAUUGAUUACAUCAUCCAGUUGUUUAUAAUUCAUAGUUGUAUAUGGGGUGAUCAAUAACAUAGGAAAAUACUAUAGAUGGCUUCACUUUCACAUACGAUAUAUGAACACGAUUGUGUCAUACUCCACACAUUAUUAUUUUGUUUUAAUAUCAUAUAUGCUACGCAUUAUAACCAGAAGUAAAGUACAUAUUUCUUGUGCAA
Molecule: messenger RNA, 4059 nt
Organism: Trifolium pratense (red clover)
Lineage: Eukaryota; Viridiplantae; Streptophyta; Magnoliopsida; Fabales; Fabaceae
Product: protein FORGETTER 1-like
Exons: 33
Coding region: 65-3724 (1219 amino acids)
Biological process (GO): regulation of DNA-templated transcription
Cellular component (GO): nucleus
Molecular function (GO): histone binding; chromatin DNA binding
Source: RefSeq, a predicted model, not a curated record